Molecule: messenger RNA, 5032 nt
Organism: Podarcis lilfordi (Lilford's wall lizard)
Lineage: Eukaryota; Metazoa; Chordata; Lepidosauria; Squamata; Lacertidae
Source: the annotation of a GenBank genome assembly
AUGGAGAAGAGGCUCCGGACAGUCACCUAUAUGUUUAUCAUGUCCUUAGCAAUGGCAGAUUUUCUUGUGGCUUGCCUGGUGAUGCCAUUUAGGUAAGAAAUCUGACAAAGGUAAGCUACUUCCUGGGGUUUGGGGUUUAAUCUUUUUUUAAAAAAUAAUAAUAAUUUUUAUUAAAUUUUCCAUUUUAACAAUCCAAUCAAAUCACAUUAAGUAUUCCAAAUUAUUACGAAUACAUAUCAUAUAGUCCAAAUAUUCUGCCAAAUUAUAAAUUUUUGUUGGGGCCUCCCAUGCUUCAAGUUCAGUGGGGUUCUAAUCAUCUUAUGUUUCUACUGCCUUGAGUUUCCAAUAGUUCCUUCUUUAAAACUUCCUGUUGUUAUCCUUCCUUCUUUCGUAGCCUCUGAAUUGUUUGACAGGCGAGUUGAAAUAAAUAAUGUGCUUCUGUGUGAAAUUUGUAUGACUCUCCUCUUUUUUUGCAGCUGGUAAGUCUGUUGUUUGCAGAAUGUCCUCACACGCUGGUGUUUAUGCCGAAUCAAUCCAAAAGUCCUUCUCUGGUGGCAGACGCCAUCUUCACUCAGUUCCGAUGAAAUAAAAUCUGGGCGUUUGCUCAUCAAUUUUCUCAGAUAGGUUGCAUCAAACAUUAGUCUUUCUAGGGGAGAUUUGCCAAAUCGGACUUGAAGUACAGAUAUAAUAACCAAUUAACAGCUCACCUCCCCCAAGACUAUUUAUCUCUGCAACUCUUCCAAACGUUUCGAAAAACAAAGCUUUAGUUAUAUAGUAUUAUUAUUUCCACACAGUUUAUAUUUUCCCAUCUCACUUGCUGUAAAUAAUGUAAACGGUUCUUCUGGGGGGGGGUGUUAAGUAUUAUCGUAGUAGAUUGGGGUUUAAUCUAGUUGCACGUUGCUAUUCCCUGUGCCACUGAUACUGAAAGCAUAGAAUAGAUGGUUAGAAAUAAGCUGGAAAUAUUUUACCAACAGAAAGUUUCAGGAAAGAGCUGGGCAUCUUCUAGAAUGCCUCCAGUUCACACAAGGUCAAGAAUAAAUCUGGCCACGUCCCUGUGUGCCAUUGACCAUGUUCCAGAAUCCACAGCUGGCAUGCAAGCCAUUUCUAUGCAGACAAACAAAGGUGAUGUUUUCCCUCGAGAUGCAAAGCUUGAAAAUCAGUCUUGGAAAAAACCCAACUCAAUAUUUAAGUGAUUGUAGAGCGUGCUGAGUGAACUGGCUCAAAAGGAAUGCCAUUAGAAAGCCCUGAUGCUAGUAUAACUGAAGGAGCGUCUCCAUCCCCAUCGUUCAGCCUGGACACUGAGAUCCAGCUCUGAGGCCUUCUGGCGGUUCCCUCACUGCGAGAAGCCAAGUUACAGGGAACCAGGCAGAGGGCCUUCUCGGUAGUGGUGCCCGCCCUGUGGAACGCCCUCCCACCAGAUGUCAAGGAAAUACAGUCGUACCUUGGAAGUCCAAAGGAAUCUGUUCCGGAAGUCCGUUCGACUUUCAAAACGUUGAGAAACCAAAGUGUGGCUUCUGAUUGGCUGUAGGAAGUUUCUGCAGCCAGUCGGAAGCCACGGAAGCCCUGUUGGAUGUUCAACUUCCAAAAGUCAUUCGGAAACCGGAAGACUCACUUCUGGGUUUUGAUUGUUUGGGAGCUAAGGCAUUCGAGAUCCAAGGUACAACUGUAAACAACUACCAGACUUUUAGAAGACAUCUGAAGGCAGCCCUGUUUAGGGAAGUUUUUAAUGUUUGAUAUUUUAUCGUGUUUUUAAUAUUCUGUUGGGAGCCGCCCAGAGUGGCUGAGGAAACCCAACCAGAAGGGCGGAGUAUGAAUAAUAAAUUAUUAAUUAUUAUUAUUAUUGGACCUAUGUUCGGUAUUCUCCCCGCAUAGUUGUGAUGUGAAGGCUGGGAGGAAAACAGCGAAGUGGCCCCAGCCACCGACUUAAGCUUCAUCUCUUGGUCUCUCCUUUCAGCAUUGUUUAUGAAGUGACUGGCAUGUGGAUGUUCGGGAGAGAGUUCUGCAAAGUCUGGAUCUCAUUUGACGUCAUGUUCUGCACGGCUUCCAUCGUCACCUUGUGUUUCAUCAGCCUGGACAGAUACUGUUCUGUCGUAACACCCUAUCGUUAUUCAAAGAGGAUGUCGCGGCAAAGGCAAGUAUGUUUUGUCCCCUUUGUUGGUUAAGAGCUGCUGAAGCCUCUUUGGAACACGGACAAAGCUUCCGUUGCAAAACCUGAUUUGCAGGUUUUAAGGAUUGAGAAAAUGCCAUUGUUGCUCUUGCAACUCAGGAGGAAAUGAAAACAUAGGAGCCAUUUCAUUAAUACCUUUUGGCCUCAAAAUAUAAGCUGUCAUCAAAUAUACAUAUAUGUAACUGUUUUAUGGAGGGACGCGGGUGGCGCUGUGGGUUAAACCACAGAGCCUAGGACUUACCGAUCAGAAGGUUGGCGGUUCGAAUCCCCGCGACGGGGUGAGCUCCCGUUGCUCAGUCCCAGCUCCUGCCAACCUACCAGUUCGAAAGCACGUCAAAGUGCAAAUAGAUAGAUAGGUACCAUUCCAGCGGGAAGGUAAACGGCAUUUCCGUGCGCUGCUCUGGUUCACCAGAAGCGGCUUAGUCAUGCUGGCCACAUGACCCGGAAGCUGUACACCGGCUCCCUCGGCCAAUAAAGCGAGAUGAGCGCCGCAACCCCAGAGUUGGCCACGACUGGACCUAACGGUCAGGGGUCCCUUUACCUUUACCUAAUUGUUUUAUGUAUGAAAUUGUAAAUAGCUUCAGGAUUCCUCAUGGGAAUAAUAAUAAUAAUAAUAAUAAUAAUGUGCAGUCUUAUGUCUGAAGGUGAAUUGCAUAUAUUUUACCUUCAUCGCCAGCUGGAACUUGUAUCGCCAGCCAUGGGAUCUUAAAAGGGUUCUGUGGUUGAGAAAAGGAGGCUGCGUAUCACUUAACUGGUUCAAAAACAUUAGGAUCUUCUACAAAAAUUGAAUCCUAAAGCCAGUGAGCGAUCUGCAACCCAAGAAGUUGGUGCUUCGAAUCUUUUCUCUCCCAAGAAACUAACAGGUGGCUUCAGACAAACUACUAAGCCUCAGUCUCCCUUUCUGCUGUACUUAUGCAAAAUUGACUCAUGUGCAACCGUGUAUAUGUGCAGCAGCAGGAAAUACAUAGAUGCAAACCAGGAAGUGGUGGGAAAGGUGCAGAGUCUUUGUGGCUUGCAAGGAGACGACGACUCCUCCCCCAGAGCCGGAAGAGGACUUCAGUGAGGGUGGAGGAAGCCCCAAAGAGAUGGGAGACGCAGCAGGGCUUUAGUUUAUGCUGCUGAGCCUCCCUGCCUAGCGAGUGAUGUGCGGGGUGACACAACAGCAGCAGUCACUUUUCUGCAUGGCCUCCAGACUAGUUGAAAAGUGUUAUGUGGAGAGUGGGAAAGCAGGGGGAGAAUGCGAGUUUAGAGGCUUUUUAGAGGGUGCUCCCCACUCGAGAGGGACGCGGGUGGAGCUGUGGAUUAGAGAGCCUAGGACUUGCCAAUCAGAAGGUCGGCGGUUCGAAUCCCCGCCAUGGGGUGAGCUCCCGUUGCUCGGUCCCUGCUCCUGCCAACCUAGCAGUUCGAAAGCACGUCAAAGUGCAAGUAGAUAAAUAGGUACCACUCCGGCGGGAAGGUAAACGGUGUUUCCGUGCGCUGCUCUGGUUCGCCAGAAGCGGCUUAGUCCUGCUGGCCACAUGACCCGGAAGCUGUACGCCGGCUCCUCGCCCAGUAAAGCGAGAUGAGUGCCGCAACCCCAGAGUCGGUCAGGACUGGACUAAUGGUCAGGGGUCCCUUUACCUUUUACCCCACUCGAGAUUUCCACUGAUGUGCGCAGGGGCCCAGAAUGCGACCCCCGCUUAAGUGGAGAGAACGCCUGUACAGCGGUACCUCUGGAUGAGAACGGGAUCCGUUCUGGAGCCCCGUUCGCAUCCUGAAGUGAACGUAAGACGCGACUGUGCGUGCCGCGCAUGACGUCAUUUUGAGAGACUGCGCAUGCGGCGAAACCCAGAAGUAACACGCUCCAUUACUUCCGGGUUGCCGCGGAGCGCAACCCAAAAAUAUUUAAGCUGCAGCGUAUUCAUCCUGAGGUAUGACUGUAUAGGAUAAGCAAAGGCAGUGACAACUUUACUAAGAUCACGUGAACAUCCUUGAACAUUCUAAAUCGGUCUGUACAUGACAAAUAUUCUAAUGACAAUAAAGCAACGUUUUCUUUUUGGCAACCCUGGAGCGGAAGCAUGCAUCGAAAAUCCUGAUCUUUCCUCAUUUUCCACCCGCAAUGUGGCCAAAAGCAUUGGCUCAUCUUCAGCACCUGUGCACCAGUUACAGCAAGUGGGAUGUAGCAACAGGUAUCCCAAGAAUUCUUUUCUUUUCAUUCACAGGUGCAUCAUAAUGACUUGCGCUGUCUGGAUCUAUUCUUCCCUGAUUUCCUUUUUGCCCGUCAUGAAAGGCUGGAAUGAGAUACCCGGCGUGGAUUUUGACGCGAGCAAAGAGUGCGUCUUUGUCACCAACUGGGUUUUCGCCAUUGUAGCUUCAGCCCUGGCCUUCUUCAUCCCCUUCGCCAUCAUGUGCAGUAUGUACUUCUUCAUCUAUCGCGCUUCCAGACUCAAGGCCUCCCGAAUCGUCUCUCAGACCCUCGACCUUCACUACCACCCACAGAGUAAACGCCAGAACAGCCUGCAGCUGGAAAACAAGGCCACUCGCACCAUCAGCAUCCUCAUCUCAGUCUUCAUACUGUGCUGGCUGCCGUAUUUUGUCUUCAACGUAUGGUUGGCCACCAACGGGGCCAAUUCCACCAGCAAAGUUCUUGUUGGCACUUUCAAGAUCAUCACCUGGCUGGGCUAUUGCAAUUCCACAAUCAACCCAAUGCUCUAUGCUUUCCUCAACCGGGACUUUCAGCGAGCUUUGAAGAAGCUGCUGACCUGCAGGCGCGGGUCUCAAGUGGACAUGGGCGAGGAUAUCGUUUCGAUAGUGACGUUCACAAAGACGGCUCAAGACCCCAGAGCGCAAGGGGAAAGAAGAUCUAUGUUCUGCAACUCUGAAUAA